AUGUUCGGAAGUGUUCAUCGAAACAGUGACCCGGACAACCCGAAUACACUCAAUGGGCCCCGAAUCUCUCAGGAAAAUGAAGCGCAACCGACAGUAACGACUGGAAUGUCAUGGGAACUCCGGGUGCAAUCGUUCGUCGGUCUGUUCAUCCUGUCGAUUAUCGCCAGUUUUUGUGGUUCGUACCUCCUGCUGCUCACAAAAAUCACUGGUUUCUGUAUAAUGACAUCAAUCAGUGCAAUUCUCUCUCUCUCCUCAACUUGUUGCUUAAUGGGUCCAUGCGGUCAACUCAAGAAAAUGUUUGAUCGAUCACGAUGGAUCGCCUCCUCUCUUUACAUUCUCUUCAUUUUUCUCACUCUUAUUUCUGGUUUAUGGCUUAAAAAUGCGCCGUUGGCUAUUAUUUGUACUGUUGGACAGUAUAUCGCUAUGGCUUGGUACUCACUUUCAUAUAUUCCUUAUGCUCGGGAGGCUGUCGCCAAGAUUUUCUUCUAA
This is a messenger RNA of Caenorhabditis remanei, 489 nucleotides long. RefSeq lists its product as uncharacterized. The transcript has 3 exons. NCBI's taxonomy places the organism in Eukaryota, Metazoa, Nematoda, Chromadorea, Rhabditida, Rhabditidae. Bases 1 to 489 code for a protein of 162 amino acids. Gene Ontology annotation, biological process: vesicle-mediated transport. The record is from RefSeq and is a predicted model, not a curated record. Gene Ontology annotation, cellular component: membrane.